UCGUUAUUAUUGUCAGGUCUUAUUUUACUCUUCUUUUAUUUAUUUUUUUCAUCCCGAAGUAAACAAACGAAUAAAUAAAAAUGGUAAGCUGCUUUAUGAAUCACUCAGUUCAGUUCAUCUAGUCCUCUGUGUGGUGUCAACAUCAAUGCUCUUGGCUUUUUAUUGGAGAUAAACGUAAGGCUAAUGCUACCAUCUAGUGGUGACAUCAAAUAGUGCGAGUAUCAGUUUGCAUUUUGAUCUAAAAAUAUCCAGUGUAGAACUUAUUUGAGCAGUUAUCUUGUGACUGGGCACAAAUGAAGGGCAUUUGAUUCAGAAGUUUUUUUUUCGUAUGAGUUUAACUUAAAACAGAAAUGGGUUCAGUUUUUAUAAAUUGCUUUACAUUUGUUUGGAUUCCAUAGAAACUUGAGGCACUGCCAUUAGAGGGGUGCUAUGUCCAAGGACACAUUUCCAUUCUCCUCUACCUCACUGCGCUCUCUCAGACUGGAGCAGGAGCUCCAGGACUGGGAGGAUGAACGGCGAGCUUUGGCUCUCAGGAGAGCCAUGAUCCGGCCUCCGCUGCCUCGGGUCCCCCGACUCCCUCCCAGGCAGCAGCGGCUCCAAGAGGUCAGAGUCCCUCCACCCCAGAUCCGCUGCAGAGACACCAGCAUCCAUAACACCUUCAUGUGUGGAGACAUAAAGGGAGUCUACGCUGUGCUGAAAGACCCUGCAAUGGUCAACGCCCUGAUGGAGACGGUGCAUGAGGAGAUGGUGUGGGCUCCAGAAAUGGGCAUGUGGACGCUGAGCUCCAAGGUGAAACAAACAUCGGCCUUACGCCUGGCUGCCAGCCGGGGUCACACGGCGUGUGUGGAGGAGCUGCUGUUUCGUGGUGCUGAGGUGAACGCCAACCCUGGAGGCAACACGGCACUCCACGAUGCCUGCAUAGGCGGCCACCCUGUCUGCGUCCAGCUGCUGCUCUCCCAUGGAGCAGAUCCUGAAGUGCUGGCAGCAGAUGGCAGUGCUCCUCUUCACCUCUGUACCUCUGCCCAGUCAUUCCACUGUGCUAAGCUGCUUUUAGAAGGAGGCGCAGACAUCAACGUGCGAAGCCGGGAGUCGAGGCUCACUCCUCUGCAUGUGGCUGCUCAGCGAGGUCUGGAGGAGCACGUCCAGCUCUUCCUCAGCCACGGCGCUGAUGUUUUAGCCACCAAUCGAGAGGGGGAGACCCCCCUGAAUGCUGCCUGCUCUGGAGCCGAGAGGCCGUCUGAAGGUGGGAGAUACCUCCGUGUGUGCCAGAAGCUGCUGGAUGCAGGAGCUAAUCCCCAAACUGCAGGCAGAAAGCAACACACCCCGCUGCACAACGCCUGCGCAAACUGCUGCUGCAGGAUUGUAGACGUCCUCCUGCAGCAUGGAGCGAAGGCUGAUGUUGAGAACUGUGCAGGAUACACACCAAUGGACUGUCUGCUGCAGGUUGUGGAAGAUUAUCCAACUCAGCAAUCUGAAGCUAUAGCGCGAUCCCUUCUGAACUAUGGAGCAAAACCUGUUUCACCAAAGAUGCUGAAACAGCUGGCCUUGUAUCCUGAUGUUCUGGGCGUGAUGCUGAACUCGUAUACAUCCAUCCCGCCCUGUGAUUGGUCAGACUCCCUGCCUCCUGACACGCUUUCCCAGGAGCACCUGUUGUUUCUCCGCUCGCUGCGUCAGAGGAGCACUCAGCCUCGAUCCUUGCAGCAUCUCUGCCGUUGUGCUGUGCGUCAGCAUUUAGGAGCCCGCUGUCACUCAGCUGUAUGUGAGCUGAACGUUCCUGGCUCUGUGAGGGAAUAUCUGCUGCUGUGUGACAACAAGACUCUACAAUAAAUACUGAUGUUGUCAUAUCAUCUUAAAACUUAUUUCUCUUGAUUCUAAAUCCAAAUUGUCACAUGAAGGCUGCUUGGUAGUGCAGUGGAUAACACUGAUUCCUCAACAUUUUAAUUAUUCUUUAGUUCUUAUAAGAGAUGCUGCCUGAAAAGUUGGAGUUGGUCACACUAGGCCACAGCUUUUUUUGUGGCCCUUUUGGAUUCUAAACUAUACACUAAAUGUGCUUAAAUAUUAUCAGCCAAAUCAAUGCAGUUUUUAUCUGUUUACUGCCAAAUUAUAUCAAUCAGUCCCUCCAGUUUCUUGAGAAUUAUCGUGGAAAUUCACACAAAAUCAACAAAUCCCUGCACUUUUUUGUGGCAAUUCAUAAUUGAGAGUUUAUUGCACAUUUUUCUCAGAAAUUGUCAAAAGCUUUCUUACUUGUGCUAAACGGCUGCCUCAGCCUCAGUUGAUGUCAGAUUAUAGUCCAUGAUGUAUACAGCGAGUAAUAAAACAUUGCUCUGUCCGUCAUAAAUAAGUGCAAAUAUUUCCAAAUUAGUAGCACAAACAUUUUGAUUUUUAUUAGUUUGUGCACCGGUUUUAUCAAAACAUUCUGGCACAACCGGCCCUUUAAGAGCAUUCAUGAUCAUUUGGCAAAACAGAAAAAGUGAGUUUGACACCUCUGCGCUAGGUGGUGUUUAGAGCUACCAGAAUAAAGCUGGGUCAAUACAGAUGCAUGCCACACUUUUCAGAUUUUUGCUUGGAAAAACAAAGAGAAAGAAAAAUGGAAACUUUUCUUUCAGGGACUAUUUUCUUUUGUUUUUUGUACUGAAAACCAAAAAUUACAUUGAAGUUUGUGGUUGUCAAAGGACAAAAUAUGAAAAGAUACAAGUGGUGUGCAUUUGCAAAUACUGCAGAAUAACAUCUGCAGGGUUCUCACUGCAUUUUAUUAUCAAUUAUUUGUUUGGCAGCAUCAUGUUUGUGCAAUAGGCUAUUUUGUUUUUCAUUGUUUGCUUUGCAGAUUCUUAUUUUCUACAUUGCAAGUUUUCUUUCAAAAAUUAUGUCAUAAUAAAGUACUCAGAUGUUUUAUGUUUUGUUUUUUUUAAAUGACAAUAAAAUAAUCAGCAUUGAC
This is a messenger RNA of Gambusia affinis (western mosquitofish), 2935 nucleotides long. It is a transcript of the gene asb16, whose product is annotated as ankyrin repeat and SOCS box containing 16. The record is from RefSeq and is a predicted model, not a curated record. Gene Ontology annotation, molecular function: transmembrane transporter binding. Lineage: Eukaryota; Metazoa; Chordata; Actinopteri; Cyprinodontiformes; Poeciliidae. The coding region runs from base 430 to 1827 and encodes 465 amino acids. Gene Ontology annotation, biological process: negative regulation of delayed rectifier potassium channel activity; neuronal action potential; intracellular signal transduction. The transcript is spliced from 7 exons. Gene Ontology annotation, cellular component: membrane; synapse; axon initial segment.